AUGCUCGCGGCGGUUGGCGCGACGCUGGCGCGCUUCCAGGGGACCCGGGUGACCUUCUUGCUCCUCUACCAUCACGAUGGUCGUCCCGCAGAGAGAUGGGCCCGGAGAGAGCGACAUGGUGGGCCUCUUCGCCGACAUGCGCCUCAUCAGCGUCCGCACGGAGGACUCUCUCUUGGCCUCAGCCUCGCGGGCCUGGUGGCGUGGCUGCAGCACGUCGUGAGCGAGCGGCUGUGGCAGCCGCCGCCCGCCGAGACCCAAGCCGAGGUGCCCCUCGUGAACUUCGAGUGGACCGACUUCGAGAGCCGCCACGGCUUCACGCAGCUCGUGCAGUGCCGCGAGGCCGGCGAGUACCUGCAGAACCCCCUGAAGGUCGCGGUGGACCAGCCGGACCCAUUCACGUGGCGCGUGAGGAUGGCGUUCGACACCGCGCUGCACGGCCAAGAGGGGCGCGACAGGUUCUUCGCGAUCUUCCAGCAGAGCAUCCGCGGCCUGCUGCUCGACCCUCUGCAGCUGAUCUGGCCCGACGCCGCGCCCGCCUGA
Prorocentrum cordatum is the source of this 540-nucleotide messenger RNA. NCBI's taxonomy places the organism in Eukaryota, Dinophyceae, Prorocentrales, Prorocentraceae. The record is from the annotation of a GenBank genome assembly.